CUCGGCAAGCAGGAUCCCUAUCUCCAGUUCUCGCUCGAUUUCAACAACUCCAAGUCAUUCCAAAAGACCUUUGUCCACAAGGACGCCGGCAAGACCCCUACAUGGAACCAGACCUUUAGCAUCCCUCUCGCUGGUGAGCCAGAGCUGUUCAUCGAGAUCAUGGAUGAGGAGACCACGGUCGAUGCCGUCAUUGCCUUUGCAGCCAUCCCAAUCAACCAGGUUGUCCAUGCCCCUGGUGGCUCCAUGAACGGCAUCUUUGAUGUCUACUCUCCCAACGGCAAGCCUCAGGGUGAGGUCAACCUGACCUUGACUGCCCACAACGUCCCUGGCCAGAACACUGGCGCCGCUGUCUCCGGACAACCCGUCAAGGGUACUUCUCACAUCUCUGAGGCUCAUCAGAAGCGCGUCAAGUCCCUGAAGAACAAGGAGACGGCUGCCGAUGCCGGAAGUGCCGCUUUCGGAGGUCUCCUGGCAGUCGGUGCUGGUCUCUUGGCCAACAAGUUCAUGAACGACAAAGAGAAGGAGGAUAAGGCUCGCAAGGAGGCCGAAUUGCUGUCUCAGGCUGAUCGCGAGAAGUUCGAGAACGAGAAGAAGCGCCUGGAGGAGGAAAGGGCUAGCUUCCUGCAGCAGCAGCAACAGGACGAGCAUAAGGAGCACAAGGAGCACAAGGAGAAGAAGGAGAAGAAGGACAAGAAGAAGAAGCAUGGCGGCAGUAGCAGUGGCUCUUCCUCGGACUCUUCCUCGGACUCGGAUUCGGGCUCGGAUGAUGAUCACAAGAAGAAGAAGGGCAAGAAGUGGAGCUCAUCGGGCCACUAUUCUGCUGGCGACAAGGUCAAGUACGACGGACGCAAGUACGUCUGCCUGCAGGGACACAAUGCUCAGUCGGACUGGGCUCCCUCGGUCGCCCACUCUCUCUGGCGCGGUGAUUAA
Molecule: messenger RNA, 930 nt
Organism: Gamsiella multidivaricata
Lineage: Eukaryota; Fungi; Mortierellomycota; Mortierellomycetes; Mortierellales; Mortierellaceae
Exons: 2
Biological process (GO): carbohydrate metabolic process
Cellular component (GO): extracellular region
Molecular function (GO): carbohydrate binding; hydrolase activity, hydrolyzing O-glycosyl compounds
Source: RefSeq, a predicted model, not a curated record